AAGAAAAGAAAAGUCAAAGUAGCUAAACGAGACAAAAAAAAAUUCAGCAAGGGAAUGAUUGGUACACCUUAUGACUUCCAACACGUUAGUCACGCUGGGAUCAACAACGACAACACCUGUACUGUGUCUAAUGUUAGCGAAGAUAAGGAGCUGCUAAACCUAUUCUCUGUUGUUGGGUUAGACCAGACGAAACUGGCAGACGACAAUACGAGGAAGUUUGUGUAUGACUUUAUUGAUAAACACGGAGGUAUAGAGGAGGCGAAGGCGGCCGACAGGAGAUACUCUACCAAGCGGACCAUGAGCCACAAUCUUGGUAAUAGAAUAGCAUCUGCACCUACACCUCCACCUCCUCGAGUUACUGCUUCCACUGGUUCCAUAAAUCCUCCACAUUCUAGAGUUACUGCUUCCACUGGUUCCAUAAAUCCUCCUCCACCUCCUCGAGCUCUUCCGCCUGUACCACCUGAACGCCUCAGCUUUAUUCAUCCAUCACCUCCAGUCAAUCGCCACUAUCAGGCAGAUCGAUAUGUUGUAGACGACGGCCCCUUGCCACCACCUCCCAAAUCUCUCGGGCUACCACCUCCUCCUCCUCCCUCUAGAACUCUUCCUUCACCUCCAUCACCCAGUUCAAAAUCUAAUAUUCGUGCACCUUCUCCCCCUCCACCCACAACAAAAUAUGGUCUUUCUUCAUCUGCUCUCUCCAGCUAUACUAUCCCUCCCCCUCCACCAUCUAUGUCCAAAGGCAAUAUUCCAGCUCCCUCUCCUCCCCCUCCUCCAUCUAUGUCCAAAGGUAAUAUUCCAGCUCCCCCUCCCCCCCCUCCACCAUCUAUGUCCAGAGGCAAUAUUCCAACUCCCCCUCCUCCCCCUCCACCACCGCCAUCUGGAAGAGGUCCUCCAGAACCUCCUCCUCCCAAGGGUGGAGUCUUAGGUGGUCCUCGGCCUGCUGUUGACCCUCACGCUGCUCUCCUGGAACAUAUCCGUAAAGGCUCCGGGACUCUUAAGAAGGCAGAACAGUCGUCGCCCCCGCCUCCCUCCACGGACUCACGCACUCAGCUCCUGGAAGACAUUAAGAGUCGCGCCUUCAAGCUACACAAGGUGGAGGUUGAGGAGGUGGAGAUGUCAGAGGAGGAGUCGCUGGGGCUGGAAGGGAUCGCCCUGGACCUGCACCGCGCCCUCAAGGAACGAGCCCAGUUCAUCCAACCUGGCGAUGAUGAAGAAGAUUCCUCAGAUGAUGACGAGGAUGAUGAGUGGGACGACGAUGGGUUUUGAUGUGUGGUCUCUGUGAUGAUGGUGUGGCUGGGGUCAAGGUAGUGUGGCUGGGGUCAAGGUGGUGUGGCUGGAGAGUAUAUAGGUGAGAUGAGUAGAGACUCUCAUCAUCUUUAAAGACUCCUACCAGGUUUCCUCACUCCGAGAAAAGUGAGAGAGAUCAGACUACACUUCUACACCAAGUCCCUGGAGAAGUUUUCCAGAAGCAGAAACAUCAACACUUUCUGUCUUGUAAAGAAUUGGAUCCCAGUUGUCUUAUUGCCCCUCGUGUGUUUAGUGAAGUUAAAUGUUUGUAAAUAUUGAUUAAAAGAUAUAAUUGUUUUAGUGUGAGGAGAAGAGUUUGUGUUUUAUGAGAAGUUCAAGUAGAGGUAAAGUACAGAGGCGUAGUUUGGCACUACUCAGAGAGGGUUUAUGUGUGAUGCAGAUUAAGUUUAGCAACAACACAAACACUUGAAAUAUCUGCUGUUUAUUUUCAUAUAUAACAAAGAGUUGUUCAGUAUUUGUAUUUUUACGAGCUUUUUCACCAUUAUUUCUCUAUUGAAACAAAUUGAUCAAAAAAUAUUGGUUAUAUAUCUGUAAUUGUACACAAAUGGCCGACACAACACGGACAUACACCUGAUCUAGGCCGAGGGUAGAGUGUCCACUAUACAUCUAACUUUGGUUUUGGGAAAAUUACAAUGACACAAACUUCUCCAAUGAGGUCCCGGUCUCUGGUAAACAUGAAUACUCUGUGUCUUUACUCGUCAAUUAUUUUUACGUUCCUUUGUUUUUCUCGUUCACUUGGGUCACGGGGUGUGAGCCCCCAGACCCUUCCCUAUUAUAUUACUGACACAAUGAAUUAUUUCAGGAUCAGUUAAGAGACUUGGGGUCGGAUACAGCGUGGACCGCCUGGCUCUUUCCUGUUGUUACAUUUUGAUGUUAAUUAUCAUUGAAAUAAUUGUAUAUGAAUAGUUUAUAGCUGUUUAAAACAUUAUUUUAAACUGCUUGUCAUCAUCGCCUCUCCUUAACUAGUA
Messenger RNA from Homarus americanus (American lobster), 2276 nucleotides. Its product is annotated as formin-like protein 3. The record is from RefSeq and is a predicted model, not a curated record. NCBI's taxonomy places the organism in Eukaryota, Metazoa, Arthropoda, Malacostraca, Decapoda, Nephropidae. Gene Ontology annotation, molecular function: actin binding. The transcript has 6 exons. The coding region runs from base 55 to 1266 and encodes 403 amino acids.